AUGGCUCCUCGAACAGACUUCCCUCCCGUGAGAGCCUGCCUCUUCGACAUGGACGGCCUCCUGCUCGACACCGAGGACAUCUACACGCAGUGCAUCAACGUCAUCCUCAAGGAGCACUCGCAAACCCGCCCCGAGCUCCCCUGGGACGUCAAGGCCAAGCUCCAGGGCCGCCCCGGCCCCGCGGCCACCCAGAUCCUCCUCGAAUGGGCCGACCUCAAGCUCACGCCCGAGGAGUACCUGGCCCGCAUCGUCACCCUUCACCAGGAGCGCUUCCCGACCACCAGGCCCCUCGCCGGCGUCCCCGAGCUGCUCGCCAACCUCGCCAAGACGCAGAAGCAUCAGCAGAAGCCCGUGCACAUUGCCCUCGCCACGAGCUCCCACCUGGCCAACUUCAAGCUCAAGACGGACCACCUGACGGAGCUCUUCUCCGUCUUCCCCGACGAGCGCCGCGUCCUGGGCGACGACCAGCGGCUGAAGCCCGGCCGCGGCAAGCCCCUGCCCGACAUCUUCCUCCUGGCCCUCGACACCAUCAACGCCUCUCUUCCCGAGGGCGAAGAGCCCAUCAAGCCCGAGGAGUGCCUCGUCUUUGAGGACUCCGUCCCGGGCGUCGAGGCCGGCCGUCGCGCCGGCAUGCGCGUGAUUUGGUGCCCGCACAAGGAGCUCAAGGCGCUCUACGCCGGCCGCGAGGCCGAGGUGCUUGCCGGCCGGACGGGCGAGGCUGGAGACGUCGAUAUGCAUCAGGUUGGCGAGCUGGAUGAUGGCUGGGGCGAGUACCUUGCCAGCCUGGAGGAUUUCCCGUAUGAAAAGUACGGCAUCGUGGUUCCGCAGUGA
This is a messenger RNA of Trichoderma reesei QM6a, 831 nucleotides long. RefSeq lists its product as uncharacterized. The record is from RefSeq and is a predicted model, not a curated record. Gene Ontology annotation, molecular function: phosphatase activity. The transcript is spliced from 2 exons. Lineage: Eukaryota; Fungi; Ascomycota; Sordariomycetes; Hypocreales; Hypocreaceae. The coding region runs from base 1 to 831 and encodes 276 amino acids.